AUGUUUGUGGACCGGGGUUUCCAUCAGAAGCUGGUGGGGAAAAAAUUUUUUCCCCCCCCCCCAAAAAAGGGGGUUUUUAAAAGGGGGGGGGGGUGGGGGGGGGGGGGAGGGGGGGGGGGGGAGGGGGGGGGAGGGGGGGGGCCGGGGGGUUGGGGGGGUUUUUUUUGGGGGGGGGGGGGGGGGGGGGGGGGGGGGGGGGGGGGGGGGGGGGGGGGGGGGGGGGGGCGGGGGGGGGGGGGGGGGGGAAAGGGGGGGGGGGCGGGGGGGAGGACCCGGGGGGGGGGGGGGGGGGGCCCGGGGGGGGGGGGGGGGGGGGGGGGGGGCCGGGGGGGGGGGGGGGGGGGGGGGGGGGGGGGGGGGGUGGGGGUUUGGGGGGGGGGGGGAGGGGGGGUGGGGGGGUUUGGGGGGGGGGGGGGGGGGGGGGGGGUGGGGGGGGGGGGGGGGGAAGGGGGGGGGUGAGGAGGGGUUGGGGGGGGGGGGGGGGGGGAGGGGGGGGGGGGAGGGGGGGCGGGAAAAGGGGGGGGGGGGGGGGGGGGGGUUUUUGGGGGGGGGGGGGGGGGGGGUUGGGGGGGGGGUUUUUUGGGGGGGGGGGGGGGGGGGGGGGGGGAAAGGGGGGGGGGGGGGGGGGGGGGGGGGGGGGGUUUUUGGGGGGGGGGGGGGGGGGGGGGGUUUUGGGGGGGGGGGGGGGGGGGUUUUUUGGGGGGGGGGGGGGGGGGGGAGGGGGUGGUUUUGGGGGGGGGGGGGGGGUGGGGUUGGGGGGGGGGGGUGGGGGGGGGGGGGGGGGGGGGGAAGGGGUGUGAUUGGGGGGGGGUUUUGGGGGGGGGGAGGUUGGGGGGGGGGGGGUGGGGGGGGUGGGGGGGUUUUGAGGGGGUGGGGGGGGGGUGAUGAGGGGGGGUUUUUGGGGGGGGAAUUUAGGUGUGUGGAAGGGGGGGGGGGGGGUUUUUUUUGAAAAUUUUUAAGGGGGGGGUUUUAGGGGGUUUUUGGGGGGGGGUUUAGGGGGGGGGUUUUGGGGGGGGGGGGGGGGGGUGGGGGGGUUUUUUUUGGGGGGGGGGGGUUGGGGUUUUUUUGGGGGGGGGGAAGGGGUUUUUUUUUUUUGGGGGGUUUUGGGGGGGGGGGGGGGGGAAAAAAAAAGGGGGGGGGGGGGCCAAAAAGGGGGGGAAAAAUUUUAAUUUUUUUUUUUUUUGGGGGGGUUUUUUAAAAACCCUUUUUUUUUUUUUUUAUCCCUUUUUUCCCCCCGGGGGAAAAACCAAAAAAAAAAAAAAAAAAAAAAAAAAAAAAAAAAAAACCCCCCCAAAAAAAAAAAAAAAAGGAAAAAAAAAAAAAUUUUUAAAAAAAACAAAACCCCCCCUUUUUUUAAAAAAUUUUUUUUUUUUCCCCCAAAUUUUUAACCCCCCCCCCCCCAAAAAUUUUUUUUAAAAAAACAAAAAUUGGGGAAAAAAAAAAAAAAAAAAAAAACCCUUCCAAAAAAAAUUUUUAAAAAACCCCCCCAAAACCCAAAAAAUUUUUUUCCAAAAAAAUUUUUUUAAAAAAUUUUUUUAAAAAACCCCCCAAAAAAAAAAAAGAAAACCCCAAAAAAAAAAUUUUUUUAAAAAAAAAAAAAUUUUUUUUAAAAAAAAAAAAAAAAAAAGGGGGGAAAAAAAAAAAAAAAAAAAAAAAAAAAAAAAGGGAAAAAAAAAAAAAAAGGGGGAAGGGGGGAAAAAAAAAAAAAGGGGGAAAAAAAAAAAAAGGGAAAAGGGGAAAAAAAAAAAAAAAAAAAAAAAAAAAAAAAAAAAACCCCCCCUUUCUCUUCUUUCUCUCCCCUCUCUCGCCCUUUCCCCUUCUCUUAUCUUUUACUUCCCCCCCCAGCCAGCCUUGUUAGAGAGGGCCCCACCAGGUUGGGUCAGGGUCCCGUCAGCCCCCAAAAAUUGCCCCGAACCUCUCCAGGAAAAAGGGGGGGUCCAACACCCUUCCAAACCCCCCUGUUUACUACGGGGGUCAUUGGACUCAACACUUAUUGUAGUUGUAGUCUUUUGUUGUAGUUGUAGUUGCCCCGCAAUAGUUUGAACUUUUGAAAGAGCUCCAUUUUAAACAUUUCUUUCCCGACACAAAACUUUUUUUUUCCACAAGGGGGUAGAGUUGGCUAGUUUUUGGUAGAGUUUUUACUGGGUUUGGGCCAGAGUUUGGGUAGUAGUUGGCUAGUGUUUGGGCCCUAUUGGCCAUAGUUGGAGUAUUUGGGCCCGUGUUGGCAGUAGUUGGAGUAUUGGCCAUAGUUUUCCCGUAGUUGGCCAGUGUUGGCCAGUAGUUGGUGUAUUGGCUAUAGUUUGGCCAUGUUUGGGCCCGUUUGGCAGUAGUUGGCCAUGUUGGCUAGUAGUUGGGGGCCCGUGUUUGGGUGUGUUGGGUAGAGUUGACUAUAGGGCCAUAGGUGGCCCAAAUUUGGCCCUAUUUUGCUAAGUUGGCCCGUAGUUGGCCCGUAGUUGGCUAGUAUUGGCCGUGUUUGGGUAGUAGUUGGCUAGUAGUUGCUAGUAGUUGGCCAGGAGUUGGGGUAGUAGUUGGCCAGUGUUUGGCCGUGUUUGGGCCCGUAGUUGGUAGUAUUGACUAAAUUGGCCAGUGUUUGGGCCUAGUUGGUAGUGUUGGCUAGUAUUCUAGUUGGCCAGUGUUGGCCCGUAUUGGCCAGUAGUGGGUAUAGGGGCCGUAGUUGGGUAGUAGUUGGUAGUAGUUGAAUGUAGUUUGGGCCCGUAGUUGGGUAGUAGUUUUGGGUAGUAGUUUUGGGCCAGUGUUGGCUAGUAGUUUGGCCCUAUUUUGGGCCCGUAGUUGGCAGUAGUUGCCCCUAGUUGGCUAUAGUUUGGUAGUGUUUUUGAGUGGCCAGUAGGGCCAUGGGCUAUAGUUGGGCCGUAUGGGGGAUACUUUUUAGAGUUUGGCCCCUAGUUUGGGCCCGUAGUUUGGCUAGUAGUUUGGGUAGAGUUGGCCGUAGUUUUGGUAGUAGUUGGUAGUAGUUGGCAAACCCGGGUUUUUACAACUACAUUUAUUGUAUUGGAAGGAAAGAUAAAAGGAUUUUGAAGAUGUGUGGUGUUGUUUGUGUUGUGUCCCGGGGGAGGGAGUUGGAGAAGCCAGAAGGUGUUUGAGGAAUUAAGAAAAAUCUGCGGAGGAAAAGCCCCCACUAUGGAACGGUACGUUCCCCUAGGAACAGGUACAUCUGAAAAAAGGAACAGGUCAUCUGAAAAGGAACAGGUCGCUCACUAUGGAACAGGUACAUCUCACUGUGGAACAGGUACGUCUCACUAUGGAACAGGUACGUCUCACUAUGGAACAGGUACAUCUCACUAUGGAACAGGUACAUCUCACUAUGGAACAGGUACAUCUCACUGUGGAACAGGUACGUCUCACUAUGGAACAGGUACAUCUCACUAUGGAACAGGUACAUCUCACUGUGGAACGGUACUCUCACUAUGGAACAGUAUAAUCGUCCGCUAUGAACAGGUACAUCUCACUAUGGAACAGGUACAUCUCACUAUGGAAAGUAAAACCAACUAUGGACAGGUACAAUCUCACUAUGGAAAGGUACAUCUCACUGUGGAACAGGUACAUCUCACUAUGGAACAGGUACAACUCACUAUGGAACAGGUACGUCUGAAAUGGAACAGGUACGUCUCACUAUGGAACAGGUACAUCUCACUAUGGAACAGGUACAUCUCACUAUGGAACAGGUACGUCUCACUAUGGAACAGGUACAUCUCACUAUGGAACAGGUACGUCUCACUAUGGAACAGGUACAUAUCACUAUGGAACAGGUACAUCUCACUAUGGAACAGGUACGUCUCACUAUGGGAACAGUACAUCUCACUAUGGAACAGGUAG
Messenger RNA from Coregonus sp. 'balchen', 3834 nucleotides. NCBI's taxonomy places the organism in Eukaryota, Metazoa, Chordata, Actinopteri, Salmoniformes, Salmonidae. The record is from the annotation of a GenBank genome assembly.